Darwinula stevensoni is the source of this 3318-nucleotide messenger RNA. The record is from the annotation of a GenBank genome assembly. Lineage: Eukaryota; Metazoa; Arthropoda; Ostracoda; Podocopida; Darwinulidae.
CUUACCCAGGUGCUCUCAGGGGAUGCUAUCAUUGUACGAGGACAGCCUAAAGGUGGUCCACCACCUGAAAAGACCAUAGGACUCUCCAGUAUUGUGGCUCCUCGCCUUGGCAGACGAGCUACUGGAAACGUUGAAGAAACAAAGGAUGAGCCAUUUGCAUGGGAAGCUCGAGAGUUCCUUAGGAAGAAACUUAUCGGGAAACAAGUUAAUUUUGUUGUGGAGCACAAAGCCCCUAGUGGAAAAGAAUAUGGAUAUGUAUAUCUUGGGAAGGACAUUGCAGAAGGAGAGAACGUGGCUGAAAGUCUUGUUUCAGAGGGCCUAGUCUCUGUGAGACGGGAAAAUAUAAAGAGUGGUAAUGAUGUGCUCCAGAAAUUGAUUGAGCUGGAAGAUGCUGCGAAAGCUGCUGGCAAAGGGAAAUGGGGUCCAAACAGUCCCACUGACCAUGUACGAGACAUCAAGUGGACCAUUGAGAACCCCCGGAAUUUUGUUGACAAGAUGGGAGGGAAACCUAUACCUGCAGUCAUUGAGCAUGUCAGGGAUGGAAGCACUGUCAGAGCUUUCCUCCUUCCAGAUUUUUAUCAUAUUACACUUAUGCUGUCUGGUAUCAGGAGUCCCAUGUUUCGCAUGGGAGAAGAUGGCAAGGUUACAUCUUCUGCUGAACUUUUUGCUGAGGAAGCAAGAUUCUUCACAGAAUCCCGGCUUCUGCAGAGAGAUGUGGAGAUAAUCCUGGAAAGUGUCAACAACAACAACUUUGUUGGGACCAUCAGACACCCACAUGGGAACAUUGCUGAAGCUCUCCUGAAGGAAGGUUUUGCCAGAUGUGUGGAUUGGUCCAUGGCAUUUGUCACAGACAAGCCUGAACCUUACCGAAAUGCUGAGAAGCUAGCUAAAGAGAAGAAAUUAAAAAUCUGGAAGAACUAUACUCCAUCAGCACCACAGAUUCAAGCAAAGGAUAAGCAGUUUUCUGGGAAAGUGGUGGAAGUCAUUAAUGCAGAUGCUAUGGUGAUAAAGCUCAAUGAUGGAACUCUGAAGAAAGUGUUUCUAUCCUCCAUCCGUCCACCACGGUUGCCAGAUGAAAAGUCAGGGGAUGGAAAAACCAAGGGCUUUCGUCCUCUUUAUGAUGUCCCAUUUAUGUAUGAGGCAAGAGAAUUUCUUCGAAACAAGCUCAUCCACAAGAAGGUGAUGGUCACGGUUGACUACAUUCAACCUGCUUCCAAUGCCUUCCCUGAACGAAUGUGCUGCACUGUUCAUCUUGGAGAUGUGAAUGUGGCUGAAGCUCUGUUAUCCAAGGGAUUGGCAACAGUUGUGAGAUACCGACAGGAUGAUGACAAGCGAUCCUCACAUUAUGAUGAACUGCUGGCAGCUGAGAUGAAGGCUGCCAAGUCAGGGCAGGGAUUACAUUCCACCAAGGAAUUGGUGCCACAUAGAGUCGCAGAUCUGGCUGGGAUCAAUUGCCCCAGGGCACCACGUCAAAUGCCAGGCUCUGGGGGAAUGGUGGAAGGGGAGCCAUGGGGACAGGAAGCACUUCAAUUUACGAAAGACUUGUGUCUUCAAAGAGAAGUGGAGAUUGAGGUUGACUCCAUGGAUAAAGCUGGCAAUUUCAUUGGAUGGUUGUGGGUUGAAGGCAAAAAUCUAUCAGUGGCUCUGGUUGAAGAAGGCUUUGCAAGUGUCCAUUUCACUGCUGAGAGAUCCAAGUACUAUAGUCCACUGACUGUUGCACAAAGUAACGCCAAGGAGAAACGAGAAAAGAUCUGGAUGGGUUAUGAAGAGCAGCCAGAGACACCUUUGCUAGAUGAUACAAUCCAGGAGAGGAAGAUUGAUCAGAAGAAGGUGGUUCUGAUUGGAGUGACAACGCAAUUUCAUAUCAGCGUUCAGAUGGUUGAGAAAGGCACAGAGCUUGAGGGUCUCAUGGAGCAGAUUCGACAGGAAUUCACUGCCAAUCCACCACUCACUGGAGCAUAUACCCCAAAAAGAGGUGACAUCUGUGCUGCAAAGUAUGAUGCAGAUGGGUGCUGGUAUCGUGCAAGAGUGGAGAAGGUGCUUGGAAAAGAGGCUCACAUUCUCUUCAUUGAUUAUGGAAACAGAGAAAUUACAGAAACUAGCAAAUUGGCAUCUUUGCCAUCUGCAUUCCAAGGACCUGCACCAUAUGCUGUUGAAUAUGGUGUUGCAUUUGCUCGCCUACCACCAGAUAUUGACUUCCAGCAAGAGGUUUUCAAGGCAUUGAUGGAGGAUUCAGGUGAUCGAGAGCUACUGUUGAAUGUGGAGUUCAAGACUGGUGGGGUUGAAUAUGUGUCUCUGCUUGUGGCAGAAACAAAGGAAGACAUCGUGAAAGGGCUUAUCAGUGAUGGUCUCCUCUUAGUAGAUCCUCGAAGGGAAAAAAGGUUCAAGAGCAUUAUUGCUGAAUACAUGAAAGCUGAAGAGACAGCACGGAAAGAACAUCGCAAUCUAUGGCAAUAUGGAGAUGUCACUGAGGAUGAUGCAACUGAGUUUGGCCUUGGGAAACGUUGAGUAGGAAUGGAAAACCAAACAGCAGAGCUUCUAUAUUGUUUCCUUGAAGAAUGAAGCCUUGAGCUUUCAAAAUGUCGAUGCAAGCAAAUGACUUAUUGCUAGUGAGGAAUAUGUAUUCUGUUGCACUUAGAAAAGUGUUUAUUUUCUGAGUACACCCCAUUGUGAUAUGAUCCAAUGCAGAAACUAAAGACCAAUAUUGUUAUUAUUUGAUUGCAGAUGUACAGAAUUUGAAGAGGGUAUUUAGAAUUGGGCUUGGUAGUGGGAAUGAUCUUGGUCAUCUGUGGAUCUUCUUCCCCAAUGAGACAUAGCUCUCAAUCCAGUGAUUUCUCACCAUCAUAUCCAUGUUGCACUCCCUUGUUAUCCCAUACUCCCUCCCAAGUCAAUAAAUUGUUAGAUCAAUUAAUUUACACCUAUUUAAUAUAUUUUUUUAGAUUCCAAGUGUAUGAGCAGUUCUCCUGGACACUUGCUCUUGGAACUCCCUUGGAGUAAUACAGAUGAAAUAAUAUUUUUUGAAACUUUCCCCCCCCCCCCUGAGUGUUUGAAUUUGAAGAAUUUGCAUGACAACUUUUUAAAAUCUUGGCUUGCCUUCUUCUUGUGAUAUGAAUAAGAUUCCCAUGCUAGUGUCUGUAUUCUGGGUGGAAGAUGCACAGUGGUUCAGGGAUCCAUGUUAUUUCUUUCUUUUCCUUUUUUCUAUUCUGUUUCGGCUCUUCAGAGAUGGACAAUUUUUUCGUUGUUCAGAAGGCAUGGAUGCCUUGAAGAAGGAGAAGCAUCUGUUUGUUUGAGAAAUAAAACGACCAAGUUUGAAGACAG